AGCGCAGUUAGUUAGCAGGCUACAUUGGCUUGACCGAUAUCCGUUACCAUAGUGACUGUAGUUCAAGGCUCACUAUUGCGCAACGCGACAGCACUUCCUGUUUCAGGUGAGGCGUGGGCUGUUCACUUCCGUCGGACAGAUUCUGUCACAUCUGAGAAAAUAUCACUGAAAUGUAUGAAAAUGUUCCCACAGUAUCUGCUGUGGAGCGGCAGCGAGUCCUGCAGGCGCUCGAAAGGCUCCAGGCCAAGCUUCUCCAGCGAGAGGAGUGGUCCCACAGUGAGCGGCUGGGGGCCCUCAGCGACACGCUGCGGAGCCCUCUGCUGGGUCACAUCCUCACCCUUCAGCAUUCCAUCAAACAGCUAAAAGAGCAGCUGAACUGCCUGCCAGCCGACACCUGCAGCGAUUUUAGCUUCUCCCGGAAGGGGCAGCUCAUCGUCAGCGCCAGCCGACCACCCAGCAGCCUGCUGGGGGCUGCCCCAGGCUCGGUGGUGUCCAAUGGCUCAGGGCUCUGCCUGCCUGGCCGUCUCUCACCCGAGCAGCUGCAGAGAUGGAUCCAGGCGGCAGCGGAGGGAAGGCCGACUGAGCAGAUCAGCCUGCCGAAGCCGGUGUCCGGGGGCCUUGGCUUCAGUGUGGUGGGCCUCGGCCCCGACGGUGUGGGCGGCAAUGGUGUCUUCAUCCGGCAGGUGCAGCCGGGAAGCAUUGCACACCGAGAUGGACGGUUGCAGGAGAACGACCAGAUUCUGGCAAUCAACGGGAGCCCCCUGGAUAAGAACGUCACCCAGCAGCAGGCCAUUGGUCUGCUGCAGCAGUCAGGCGAGCGGGUCGACCUGGUGGUGGCCAGGGACCCGGCAGCCCCGCGCCGUGCCCGUUUGCCAGGGCCAGUGCAGUCGGAGCUGUGGGGCCACGUGGAGGAGAUCGAGCUGGUGAACGACGGCUCCGGCCUGGGCUUUGGCAUCGUGGGCGGGAAGGCGACGGGCGUGGUGGUGCGCACCCUGGUGCCCGGCAGCGUGGCCGACAAGGACGGUCGGUUGCGCACAGGCGACCACAUCCUCCGCAUUGGGGAGACUCCGACUCAGGGGCUGGCCAGCGACCAGGUUGUGCGGGUGCUACAGGGUUGCGGGAGUCGCAUCAGGAUGCUCAUCGCCCGGGACCCCCUGGGGGGACUGCAUGCUCCCCCGCCACCACCCCCAGCUCCUGCCGUUGCCCCUGUUUCCACACUGCCUCCGGUCCCGGGUCCCUCCCGCAGAGGAACCAGGAUGCCGAACCUGGAUGGGUAUGAGAUCCAUGAGGUGGUCCUGAGGAAAAAGGAGGGUCAGAGCCUCGGUAUCUCCAUCGUGGGCUACAACGCCAUGACCAGCGAGAAUGCCGUGGGGGUCUUUAUAAAGCACGUCAUUCCAGGGAGCGCCGCUGAACAGAGCGGGAAUAUCCGGGUCCAUGACAGGAUAAUAGCGCUGGACGGCGUCAACCUGCAGGGCUUCACCAAUGAGGAGGUGCUGGAGGUGAUGAAGCACACCGGCUCAACGGUCAACCUCACCCUGGUCAGGAAGAUGGCAUCCAAGGCCAUGCCCAAGGAGCUCUCCCUGGAUAAAGUCCACAGGGAGCCCUCCCGCGUGUCUCUGAAGAGGUCGUCCGAGGUCAAGAUCCGCACGGAUGUGCAGAAGGCCCCCGCCGCCCCUGAACUUGCAGAGAACCCUGCCUCUGGGUUCAGGUCACAGCUAGCCAGAGCACCGGACCCGGUGUUGCUCGCCGAGAAGGAGCUGAGGGUAAAGUGGGAGCAGGCGCUGGGACCGGAGUACACAGUUCUGGUCGUCGAGUUGGAUCCAGUGAUCGAGGAUGAUGCUGAGCUUCAGAAAUACUCCAAGCUCCUUCCGAUCCACACUAUGCGGCUGGGCGUGGAGCUGGACUCCUUCGAUGGACACCACUAUAUCUCCACCGUGGCCCCAGGGGGCCCCGUGGCUGAGCACGGGCUGCUGAGGCCAGAGGAUGAGCUGCUGGAGGUGAAUGGAGUGCAGCUGUAUGGGAAGUCCCGACGCGAGGCGGUGGCCUUCCUGCGGGAAGUACCGCCCCCCUUCACCCUGGUCUGCUGCCGCCACCUGAGCGCCGAGAGCGCUGACCUCCAGCCCGACGUGGAGGAGCCGCGGCCAGACGACUGGCUGAGCGGCGGACCACCGUUGUUCCAGGAACAGGCUAUCCUGGAGGAACCCGAUGACGAAUGGGAGGACAGCCCCCAGACGGAGCAGCGUCACUUUCUGGAGGAAGGGGAGAAUGUGGAAGUUGAGGAGGACGAUGACCCAGAGCUGGCUCUAUGGUCCCAGAAGAUCCACAUGUUAGAGCUGGAGAAGGCAGACCAAGGCCUGGGAUUCAGCGUUCUAGACUAUCAGGAUCCCCUUGAUGCCACACGCUCCGUCAUCGUGAUCCGUUCCCUCGUGCCUGGGGGGGUGGCUGACAAGCAUGGAGGGCUCCUCCCAGGGGACCAGCUGGUCUUCGUCAAUGACACUCACCUGGACGCAUGCGACCUGGCCCAGGCGGUGGAGGUGCUGAAGUCGGCUCUACCUGGCAAGGUCUACCUGGGAAUCAAGAAGCCCCUGCUGAUGGGGGCACCAGAGAGCAGCAGCAUCCCGGAGGAGGACGAGGACCAUGCUGGGACGCGAGAAGAGUCCAAGCAGGAGGAGGCUCUUAGACACUUUGACGCUCUGGCUGUACCUAAGAGUGCAGCACUGAGGCCUCCCUCACCGGAGGAGCUGGUGGACGACCUGGAGCUCAUCCUGGACCACUCCGUCACCCUGCCCCACUGCACCUCGGCUCUGUCCAUAGAGGAGACCGAGAUGGCUGUGGACGACGAGCAGCCCGUGGCGGAGAUUGAUGAUCUGAUAGACCACGUGGAGGACCUGCCAGCGUACUCCAAGCCCAGCACCUCCUUGUGGGCGGAGCCAGACGACGACAUCAACCCCCUGCCCACUGGGGCGAGUCUGAGGGGCGAGGAGGAAGAGGAGGAUGAGGAUGAGCAGGCUCGAGGCGAGUGGUUGUGGUGGGCAGGCCUGGAGCCCAGAGCGCAGUUCCCUCCCAGCCAGUCAGCAGCCGAAUGGUCUGGGCCUCCUGAAAGCAGUGCUCACUUUGACUCCAGGGCCAGUGUGUCUGAGCUGCCGGCAUCCGACACAGACACUGAAUCCGCCCCAGAGAAGUGGAGGACGCGGGUGAAAAGCAGCACUCUGCCUCUCAGAGGGCCACAUAGAUACAGCGAGUUACCGGAGCGUGAGGAAGGCGAAGGAGAGGAAACGCCUGUGUUCAGUCACUGGGGCCCCCCGCGCAGGGUGGAGGUGUACUCGGAGCCAGGCGAGCAGCUGGGGAUCAGCAUCGUGGGGGGGCGCACCGUCAUCAAGCGGCUGAAGAACGGCGAGGAGCUGCGGGGGAUCUUCAUCAAGCAGGUGCUGCCGGGCAGCCCAGCCGGGCGCUGCAAUGCCCUCAAGACCGGUGACAAGAUCCUGGAGGUGUCAGGGGUUGACCUGCAGAACUCCAGCCACGAGGAAGCGGUCCAGGUCAUCAAGGCAGCUCCGAGUCCUGUAGUCUUCAUAGUCCAGAGCUUAUCGUCCACCCCACGUCUGCCGCUUGUGGCAGCUCCCAGCUACAGCAAACCCCCGUUGCAGGACGCAGAUGCAGGGAGCGCCCCCCCCACCAAUGAGGCUGCCCCCACCAUACAGGCCACCCAGUGGACCAUUGGGUGACGAGCAGCGGGAAGACCUGGAGAGCGCCAGAGGGUUUAAUGGCUGACCGCUCUAUCGCUUCCGGCCGGAUGCUGGAGCCCCUGAUGAGUUGUAGUCGAUAGACCGACACGAUCAACACGACGGAAUUAGGCCGCUGCUGCUGGGCGCAGGGCGGGGGGGGGGGGGGGGGUCCUUUCUUCCUUCCGGAUCGUUGGGGCACCAGGCUGCGUUUCGGGCGUAUCCCAGGCUUUUGGGCUCGUCUCUGUCCUGUCGUGGUCUCUGGUGGCAGGUUUCGGCACUGCGUUUCCCUUGGUGGCUGUGGUUGGUUGAUUCCGUGUACUCCUAUGCCGUUGGCAGCCAAUCAGAUCUCUUUUUUUGGCUUGUAUGCCAGACCAGAAGCCAUUCCGGUGGAUUUUACCCGAGGCCUCUGCUCCCAUACCUCGCUUUCCAUCGCUCUCCUCCCCAUCCUUCCCAUCCUUGCCAUAAGCAGCAGCCCCCGCACUUGUGUCCGAUCCGUCAUCAUCUCUGCAUUUGUCUGAGACCUCUGUCAGUGUAACAUUUAUGGCAAUAAAUUAUCAUCCUGA
This is a messenger RNA of Brienomyrus brachyistius, 4285 nucleotides long. It is a transcript of the gene patj, whose product is annotated as PATJ crumbs cell polarity complex component. The coding region runs from base 171 to 3722 and encodes 1183 amino acids. The transcript has 29 exons. NCBI's taxonomy places the organism in Eukaryota, Metazoa, Chordata, Actinopteri, Osteoglossiformes, Mormyridae. The record is from RefSeq and is a predicted model, not a curated record. Gene Ontology annotation, molecular function: protein binding.